Molecule: messenger RNA, 222 nt
Organism: Carya illinoinensis
Lineage: Eukaryota; Viridiplantae; Streptophyta; Magnoliopsida; Fagales; Juglandaceae
Product: dirigent protein 22-like
Exons: 1
Coding region: 1-222 (73 amino acids)
Source: RefSeq, a predicted model, not a curated record
AUGGUUAUGAACUUUGUAUUCACCGAAGGAAAGUACAAUGGUAGCACCAUCACCAUCCUAGGGAGGAACCCAGUCUUGCACCACGUGAGGGAGUUGUUGGUGAUUGGCGACACUGGCCUUUUCCGGUUUGCAAGAGGUUAUGUCGAGAUCAGGACUCACGUAUUUGAUCUCAAGACAUUGGAUGCCGUAGUUGAGUACAAUGUCUAUGUGUUGCAUUAUUGA